Talaromyces proteolyticus is the source of this 2052-nucleotide messenger RNA. RefSeq names its product fungal-specific transcription factor domain-containing protein. The transcript is spliced from 2 exons. NCBI's taxonomy places the organism in Eukaryota, Fungi, Ascomycota, Eurotiomycetes, Eurotiales, Trichocomaceae. Bases 1 to 2052 code for a protein of 683 amino acids. The record is from RefSeq and is a predicted model, not a curated record. Gene Ontology annotation, biological process: DNA-templated transcription; positive regulation of transcription by RNA polymerase II. Gene Ontology annotation, molecular function: DNA-binding transcription factor activity, RNA polymerase II-specific; sequence-specific DNA binding; zinc ion binding.
AUGGCAAACAGCCCCGCUAAUUUGGAGGGUGUUUUUGUCGCGGUGCAUUCCGAAGUGCCUCUUCGUGUGAUGCAGCCUAGGUCUGCAUGUACUUUCUGUAGAAAUCGCAAGAUCAAGUGUGAUGGCCAAGGGCCAGCAUGUACACCUUGCAUUAAACACCGUAAAGCUUCAACAUGUUCGAUUAGAACACAGCACCGAGGACAGGAACGGGACUACCUUACUUACCUCGAGAAUCGAAUACGUCGACUGCAGCCUAGUGCUCUGAAUAAUAGCAAUUCUAUAUCAGGGGACCACCCUACGGAAAUUCCUCCUUUAUAUGAUAAUAAUAACACGGAAGCAGCCGCAAAGAGAGAUACAUCAAGCAUUGAUUCCUUGAUUUGCGAUAUUGGCGCUCUUCCUAUUGCUGCAUCAUCUUACAGUGCCCGAAGAUCUGCAGAAGGUCCCUCAUUAGCGGCAGUCGUUCUUGCGUCAGCCACCUGCACAGAGCCGUGGCAUCCGACAAUUGGCAUUUCAACUGAUCUCCGCGAAGCGCCGAGAUUGCUUGCGACGAAACUUCCUUCGAAGGAGACUACACGCAAAUUAAUCUCACAUUAUCUGUCACAUGUUUAUCCCCGUAUGCCUUUUUUUGACAUUCGCGGGCUAUGGCAGCAAGUCGACGACAUCUAUGGCGAACUGAAUCAGGUCAACCAGAUAUCCAGCCAUGAUGAUGGAGCAUUCUCACAUUCUGCCACUCCCUUUGUCUACGGCGAUGGCAAUAUAGAUCAUAUCCGCCGAGGAACUGCCUAUUUCGAUGUUAUCAUUGUAUGCUCAAUUGCAACGUCUUCGCUCUCGCGAAGUGCAGACUCCAUCGUCGCGAACAAUGCGAGAGAAUUAUUUCGCCUCGCUCUUCGUUUCGCCGAAUAUGCGGUUCUACCAAACACUGUUAUCGGACUGCAAGCAAUACUGUUUUUGAUCCUAUACGGAAUCAUGAAUCCAUCGGAUCUCAACGUCUGGUACUUGAUCGGUGUCGGCAUGCGAAUAUGUGUAGAUCUAGGUCUACAUCAAGAUCCGCCACCCAAAUUUUUAGCUAGUAUGAACAAAAACAUGCUAGAAACUCGCCGACGCUUAUUCUGGGCCACUUAUUCCUUCGAUCGCUCCAUGUCACUCAGCCACAGUCUACCGUGUGAAAUAUCGGACAGUGUUAUUCAAGUCGGACUACCACAUUUUCGUGUCGAGCCUACAGCGAGUGAGGAGGAUGUUUUAUAUUAUACUCAGCGCUAUCGAAUCAUACAACUGCAGUCUUUAAUUUUUAACCGCCUGUAUACUUCGUCAUCUAGGUCGUCGAUUAUCGGACCAUGGGAUACUUGUAAGGGUGAAGAAGUAAUCGCAGAACUUCUUGGAAGCCUUUUUGCUUGGAAUGAAAAUAAUGCUUUGUUAUCUUUACCGGAGUCCAAACAACUCAUGGAAAGCGAAAGAUUGCAAAGUCUCAUACUAAUCUACCGCCCCAAUAAAUCCAUCCGGCUUCGAUCAUAUAACGAUCUUGUACAGCUGUGGGAAACCUCGUUGGCAUUUUCACGAAUAUACCGUUCGUUUGUGGAACGGAAUGAAAUAUUAUACAUUGCUAUCGCUGCAGAGAAGAUUUUUACUACAGGAUUAACAAUUUUAUAUGCAUUCUGGCAAUUACAAUCAAUCUUGUCGGACCCAUAUCUUGACGGAAAUCAAGUCUCAUCACCCGGUACUCUGCAGGAGGUUACUUUGUGGAACGGUGUCCGAGACGUAUCCUUCGUCCUGCAAAGUCUUUCUGGAAGAUGGAAGGAAGGUCGGUCAUUGGCUCAUCGGUUUGAGGAUAUUGCAGAGAGGACUAUUGGGCUCCUGAUGAAUCGAAUGGCUACCCAGCACCAUGCUGAUGGCCAGCAGAGUGAGGGAUUGCCGGAAGAAUUAGUAGAACUGUGGCAGUAUUCAAAUAGUCCAUCGAGUUCCGUGAUGGGUAUUGGAGUCAGGAAUGAUUCUAUGCUCUCUAUGGAUGACGAUGUGGCGCUAAGGGACUUGGUUCUCGAAAUUGUGCGCGGAUAA